AUGACUGGAUUUAACCCAACAAAAGGUAGCUUCAAUUUCAGGCCCAAAGUGGGUUCUCCUUCUACACGACAAAUUGCGUCCCAGAAACCCAGCCCUAGAUCUUCGACACUCCGAAAUUCUACUCAGUCCGACGCAUUCAACCCCUUCUUUAAGAAGCUAAGUGAAGCCGAAUGGAAGGCCAAGAAGGAAAAGGAAUUGUGUUUUCGCUGUGAUGGCAAAUACUCCAUUGGGCAUCAGUGUAAGAACAAGGAAUUACAGACUUUGGGAGAGGUGCAAGCACUAGGCUCUUUGAAGUUCCAGCUUAACUUGAUUGCCAUAAAGAAUGGGAUUCAGAAAAUCAGUGGCUUUACAGUUUUUGACACUGUAGAGAAAAAAACUUACGAUUCUCUGUUGGAACUGGAGAUCUACGUGGAUUCAGAGUGA
Molecule: messenger RNA, 423 nt
Organism: Fraxinus pennsylvanica
Lineage: Eukaryota; Viridiplantae; Streptophyta; Magnoliopsida; Lamiales; Oleaceae
Source: the annotation of a GenBank genome assembly